Prunus armeniaca (apricot) is the source of this 924-nucleotide messenger RNA. The record is from the annotation of a GenBank genome assembly. Lineage: Eukaryota; Viridiplantae; Streptophyta; Magnoliopsida; Rosales; Rosaceae.
AUGACCAUCCUCGUUGAGCAGCCUGACUUUGCGAUUGAGGUGGAAGAAAAGAAGGUCUCUGAUCAGACGGGUGAGGAGAAUGAAUUGGUGUUGGAUGGUGAAUUUGUGGUGCCUCCAACAAACGCUUUUGGCCACACUUUCAGGGAUUAUGAUGUUAACAGUGACCGGAGAGAUGGGGUUGAGGAAUUCUAUCGAAUCAACCACAUUAACCAAAGUGUUGACUUUGUGAAGCGGAUGAGGGAAGAAUAUGGCAAACUGGAUAAGGUGGAAAUGAGCAUAUGGGAAUGCUGUGAACUUCUCAACGAAGUUGUGGAUGAGAGUGAUCCUGACUUGGAUGAGCCUCAGAUUGAGCACCUCUUGCAGACUGCUGAAGCCAUCAGAAAGGACUAUCCUGAUGAAGGCUGGCUGCAUUUAACUGCCCUUAUCCAUGAUCUUGGAAAGGUUCUUCAUCUUCCUGCUUUUGGAGAGCUUCCUCAAUGGGCUGUUGUGGGUGACACAUACCCUGUCGGGUGUGCCUUUGAUGAGUCAAUUGUUCAUCACAAGCAUUUCAAGAAAAAUCUUGACUACAACAAUCCUGCUUAUAACACUAAGUAUGGUAUUUACUCCGAAGGUUGUGGACUCGACAAUGUACUGAUGUCAUGGGGGCAUGAUGACUACAUGUACUUGGUGGCGAAGGAAAACAAAAGCACUCUCCCUUCAGCUGGUCUUUUCAUUAUCAGAUACCACUCAUUUUAUGCUUUACACAGGGCAGGAGCAUAUAAGCACUUGAUGAAUGAAGAGGACAUUGAGAAUUUGAAGUGGCUCAAAAUAUUCAACAAGUAUGACCUUUACAGCAAGAGCAAAGUUCGCAUUGAUGUUGAGAAAGUGAAGCCCUACUAUCUCUCUCUAAUUGAGAAGUACUUUCCCGCAAAGCUGAGAUGGUGA